Paracoccidioides brasiliensis Pb18 is the source of this 954-nucleotide messenger RNA. RefSeq lists its product as uncharacterized. Gene Ontology annotation, biological process: iron-sulfur cluster assembly. The transcript has 3 exons. The coding region runs from base 1 to 954 and encodes 317 amino acids. Gene Ontology annotation, cellular component: mitochondrion. Gene Ontology annotation, molecular function: iron-sulfur cluster binding; iron ion binding. The record is from RefSeq and is a predicted model, not a curated record.
AUGGCCACAAAAACUCUAUCCAGAACAUUCAAACAGUUGAUCUUUCGAUCACGGCCCUCUAGCCGCAUUUUGGGGCCGGCCCUGAGCCUCCGUGGACCGGAAUGCGCCUUGAGCGUGCACACUGCUGCUGCGAAAAUUUCGGGACUUACCUCCUCACCGUCACACCAUAGACCAACGCUGCGUCCGCAACAUCAGCCCACUGCACCGGGGACGCAGCUAAAUGCUCCUGUGGGCAGUCGGAGCAUAUUUAUACAAACUGAGAAUACUCCUAAUGCUGAUGCAUUGAAAUUUAUCCCAAAUCACUCCGUCCUCCCAGAAAACUUCCCAACCACUUUCCUAGAAUACCUCUCCCCACGCUCGACCCUCGCACCACCUUACCCCUCCCCCUUAGCAUCAAAACUCCUCAAUGUCGAUGGCGUAUCAGCCGUAUUCUACGGGCCCGAUUUCAUCACCAUUACCAAAGCCGGCGACGCAAACUGGGCACAUAUCAAACCGGAAGUGUUCAGUCUGAUCACCGAAGCCGUAACUGCCGGCGACCCAAUUGUCACUAUCUCCGAGGCAGGGGCUGGAAGCAAAGCCCAGGAAGAAGAUUCGCUAAGCUACAAUGAAGACGAUGACGAGGUUGUUGGUAUGAUUAAAGAGUUGCUGGAGACAAGGAUCCGUCCGGCGAUCCAGGAGGAUGGUGGCGACAUUGAGUUCCGCGGUUUUGAGGAUGGGAUUGUUAAUUUGAAGUUGCGGGGUGCCUGCCGGACGUGCGACUCUAGUACGGUGACGUUGAAGAAUGGGAUUGAGUCGAUGUUGAUGCAUUAUAUUGAGGAAGUUAAAGGAGUCAAUCAGGUGCUGGAUCAAGAGGAAGAGAUCGCCCUGAGUGAAUUUAAUAAGUUCGAAGAAAAGUUGCGGCAGCAAAAGGGUCCUCAGGCGACUGUGUCGAGCAGUCUGGAAACGGUUAAGUGA